CAGGUGCUGCUCUGCUGCCACCAUGCCGGAAGUUGAGAGAAAAUCCAAGAUCACUGCCUCACGCAAGCUCUUGCUGAAGAGCCUGAUGCUGGCCAAGGCCAAGGAAUGCUGGGAGCAGGAACACGAGGCACGUGAGGCUGAGAAGGCACGCUACCUGGCUGAACGCAUCCCUGCGCUACAGACCCGUGGCUUGUCACUCAGCGCCCUGCAGGACCUGUGCCGGGAGCUACAUGCCAAGGUGGAGGUGGUGGAUGAGGAGCGCUAUGACAUCGAGGCCAAAUGCCUCCAUAACACCAGGGAGAUUAAGGACCUGAAGCUCAAGGUGCUGGACCUCCGUGGGAAAUUCAAGCGCCCGCCACUGCGUCGGGUUCGGGUCUCGGCCGAUGCCAUGCUGCGGGCCCUGCUGGGCUCCAAGCACAAGGUGUCCAUGGAUCUGCGGGCCAACCUAAAGUCCGUGAAGAAGGAGGACACAGAGAAGGAGCGGCCCGUGGAGGUAGGCGACUGGAGGAAGAAUGUGGAGGCCAUGUCUGGGAUGGAGGGCCGCAAGAAAAUGUUCGAUGCUGCCAAGUCCCCGACCUCACAGUAGAGGUGCCUGACACCCCCUCCCUGUUCCCUGGGUACCCACAGAG
Messenger RNA from Ochotona curzoniae (black-lipped pika), 629 nucleotides. It is a transcript of the gene TNNI1, whose product is annotated as troponin I1, slow skeletal type. The record is from RefSeq and is a predicted model, not a curated record. NCBI's taxonomy places the organism in Eukaryota, Metazoa, Chordata, Mammalia, Lagomorpha, Ochotonidae. Gene Ontology annotation, cellular component: troponin complex. The transcript has 7 exons. Bases 23 to 586 code for a protein of 187 amino acids. Gene Ontology annotation, biological process: muscle contraction.